AUGGUUGAUGAUCCAGGCCCUGGCCUUUGGCCCCUGACCCCCCCGCUGGAAUGUGAAGAGUGGAUGAAGCCCCAGAGAGUUAUCAGGACUCGGUCCUCUCCAGGCCCUAGCGGCUGCACUUCAGACCCUUGCACCCACGGGGGCAUCUGCCGGGACACUAGUAGUGGUGGCUUCCUGUGUGUCUGUCCCACAGAGCCCGUGGCCUAUGUGGGGACCAUCUGUGAGAAGCUCUAUGAUGCCUGCUCAGAGCAGGUCUGCCCUGAGAAUCAGACGUGCCAUGCGACCCCAGGGGCUUUGAACCACACCUGCCAUUGUCCUCCUGGAUUUGGGGGACCCAACUGCAGCUCUAUAGACUGUGGGGAGAAUGGCUGCCUUCCGAGUUGUACUGACCAGCCGUGCCACCAUGGGGGCACCUGCCUUGCAUCAGGGGCUAGUUUUGCUUGCCUCUGCCCUCCAGGAUGGGCCGGCCCCCUGUGUGAAGAAGAUGUAGAUGAGUGUAUGUCAGGGCCCUGCCAGAACGGAGCUCUCUGUGUGGAUGGUCCAGGCGGCUUCCUGUGCUACUGUGUGCCAGGCUUCCAGGGCCCACACUGUGAGCUGGACAUCAAUGAAUGUGCGUCCAGGCCCUGCAAACAUGGGGCAUCCUGUAUCAAUCGUGUGGAUGGCUACCAGUGCCUGUGUUCCCCUGGCUACACAGAUGGAGUGUGGGUGUGGGUGCGUUGCGGGGGUAGAGAUGGGCGGGUCAAGGGGAGCAUGAUUAGCCUCCACUCCAGCUCAGCUCCUGGUGAGCAGCUGCUCUGGCUUUCAGCUGCCUUGACCUGGCUGGACCCACAGCCCAAUGCCUUCCCCAGGCACUCACCUCAUCUUCCUGGCCCCCAUGACUGCAAAGGGGGUGAGAUGACACCCUCGCUCCCAGGGGCUGUCCUGGGGGGCCUAUUGCUCCUGACAGGUAUAUCGUGCAUGGUCAAUGUUGAUGAUUGUGCAUCGGAGCCCUGUUUCCAUGGUGCGUCCUGUGAGGAUGGUGUGAAUGACUACAUGUGCCACUGCCCCCCAACCUGGGGUGGGAAAGACUGCUCUGUCCUGCUUACUGGAUGCGAAGGUCACGCCUGCCAACAUGGAGCCCAGUGCAUCCCCAUCUACAAGGCGGGGGCCCAUAGCUAUACCUGCCAUUGCCUGCCUGGCUUUCAUGGGCCCAGGUGUGCCCAAUCUACUACCUUUUCCCUGGCAACUGGUGGCUCUUUGCUUGUGGCACUGCCUGCGAGCGAUGGGCACGGGCAGCCAGCUGUGUCACUGAGGUUUCGAACUACACUGCCUGAUGGACUUCUGUUCUCCCGAGGAGACACCGUGGAGAGCCUCACCCUGGUGCUGUCUCAGGGCACCCUGUGGACCAUACUAAGGAGUCAGGGCACUGAGCUCCCCUUGAACCUCAAUAGCCCGUCCUUGAGUGAUGGGCAUUGGCACCGGGCUGAAGUGGUGCUCCUGCAGUCAGCCUUGGAGCUGAGGCUGUGGCAUGAGGCUUGUGAGAACGGGCCCUGCCUGAAGAGCCACCCCCUGGUAGGAGAAGUAGCCCUAGACUCCCCGGCCUUCCUGACCGUCCGCGUGGGUGGUGGGGCUGGGACCAGUCCAAGCUUUGUGGGCUGCCUGGAGGACGUGCGUGUGGAUGGGCAUAUGUUGGUACCUCAGGAUCUUGCUGAUGGCCGGCCGGGGGUACGGCUGGGCUGUGAGCGUACUGAUUGGUGUGGCUCAGGGCCUUGUGACCAUGGAGGAUCCUGUGUUGACCUCUGGACAACUUUCCACUGUGACUGCCCUAGGCCUUAUGAAGGGCCCACGUGUUCUGAGGAGCCACUGGCAUGGACCUUCGGCCUGGGGGGUUCCCACAGCAGGGCCUCCUUCCAGCUUAGAGAUGCGCCAGGCCCCAACCUCACCUUAUCUUUUGUUCUGCGAACUCGUGAGGCUUCGGGCUUCCUGCUGCAGAUGACCAAUGGCUCACUGUCCAACUACACAGUGUUCUUGGCCAGAGGGGAGAUCCAUGUGGAGACAACUUCCACUUCAGUGGUCACCUAUCCUGGACGCGUGGACGAUGGACACAGGCACCUAGUGACCCUCAGCUUAGGGUCUGGACAGCUUCAAGGGCUGCCUCUGGGCCCCAGCUAUGAGGUUCAUGUGGGCGGUCUGGCCCUACCAGCCUGGGCUGAGCCUUGGGGUGGCAACUUUAAAGGCUGCCUUCAGGAUAUCCGUCUUAACAGCCUCCGCCUGGACUUCCUCCCUCUCCUUCACCCAGGCAACUGGACCGGUUCUGGGGAAGUGUAUGAAGGGGAGGCCAGCAACCUUACUUUGGGCUGUGUCUCAGAAGAUACCUGCAUACUUGAACCCUGUCACAAUGGAGGGACAUGUACCGUGACCUGGAAUGACUUCAUCUGUGUCUGCCCCCCUAAUUUUACGGGGCCCACGUGUGCCGAGCGCCUAUGGUGUCAGGACCAGCCCUGCCCCCCUCCUACCACCUGUGUUGAGGUCCCCAAUGGUUACAUCUGUCUGGCCAAUGCUACAUUCCAAGAUCAGCCACCUGCUGUGUUCACCGGCUACAACCUGUCAGCCAAAGCGGGGUUUGCGGGCCUCUCCUUGGCUUUCCGUACCCGGGACCCCGAGGCCGUCCUGCUGCAGGCCGCUGGAGAGGGGGCCUCCUUGUGGGUGGCCAUCCGCAACAACAGCCUAUCCGUGGCCAUUCGGAGCGGGAACAGCAUCGAGGGGGCCACCUUCAGAGGCGCGGGGCCCGUGUCUGACGGGGCCUGGCACUGGGUCACCCUGACCAUGGAGGAGCCCGGAGCUUCUGCUUCUCGCUGGUGGCUGCAGCUCGAUGGGGCCCGGAACACGACCCUUUGGGGCCAGGCAGGGAGCCUGGACUUCCUCCGCAACCGAGUACCCGUGGUUUUGGCAGAAAACUUCACCGGCUGCCUCGGCCGCGUGAGCAUCGGGGGCCUCGACCUGCCCUUUGUCCGCCUCACGACGCCUCUCCCCCAGCCGGAGCAGUUCCUCCUGGCCAGCAGAGACGACAUUGAUCUGGGUUGUCGCGGGGGCCCCGUGUGCUCGGUGGAACCCUGUCUCCAUGGGGGCACCUGCCAGGACCUCUUCAAUGACUUUAGCUGCUCCUGCGGGGCUGGCUGGGAAGGCCCUCGGUGCGAGGUGGACGUGGAUGAGUGCGGCUCGGCUCCUUGCGUCCACGGCCACUGUGGGAACCUGCCAGGCAGCUACCGGUGCCACUGUAGCCCCGGCUACACGGGGAGGGACUGUGAGACCGACGUGGAUGACUGCCUCCAGCACGCGUGCCUGCAUGGUGCCACCUGCGUGGACGAGGUCCUGGGUUACUCCUGCCGGUGCCCGCCUGACUUCAGUGGUCCCCGAUGCCAGUGGCCCUUCCCACCAGAUGAGUGUGGCCAAAAUUUCACUUGCCUGAAUGGAGGCCGCUGUUAUGAUGGGCCCUGGGGAGCCAACUGCACAUGCCCGAUGGGCUACACUGGCCUGAGAUGUCACAUUCCGAUUCCUGAGUGUGAACCCAAUCCUUGCCAGAAUGGUGGCACCUGCCAAGCAGCUGGGAGCGAAGUCGAAUGUAUCUGCACUAGCAGUUUUGGGGGGCGACGCUGUGAUGUGGCUAAGGGGCCUCCCACCAUCCUGUUCCCGUUCCCAUUGAUCGAGGUCGUCGUGCCAGUGGCCUGCGGCUGCCUUCUGCUGCUCCUCAUCGGCCUCCUCUCAGGCGUCCUUGCAGCCCGGAAGAGGCGCCAGUCGGAGGGGACCUACAGCCCUAGCCAGCAGGAAGUGGCAGGAGCCCGGCUAGAAAUGGACAGUGUCCUCAAGGUGCCACCUGAGGAGCGCUUGAUAUGACUCUCUUCCAAGCCCCACCACACACACACGCAUCCAUCUUCCAGGCCAUGAGGGGGCUGUGGCCCGUCCCAGCUCAGCGAGGACCCGUGAGGCCCACUCACGCCGAGGCGGAGGAGGAUGGGAACCUUGUCCUUUUGGGAUGGAGCUAGGUCACAAAAGGUCCUUCCUCUUCCCCCUCUGCUGUGAAAUGGAGCUCGGGUCUCCUGGGGGGAUGUCCAGGGAGAACUGGGCCCCGUCGCAUCAGCCCUAAGCAGGCAAAGCCCGGGUUUAAGAAGCAGAGGAUCGAGAAUCGUAUCAAUGUGGCCAAAAAGCUCUCUGGAUUUGGAAUCUGAGUUUUGGCCUGGGUUUGAAUCCUGGCUCUGCUUCUAAUUCCCUGGGUGACAUUUCCCUUCUCUUGGCCUCAGUUUCCCUUUUGUAAAUGGAGAGGGUUGGGUUAGAUUACUUCUAAGGGUCCUUUUAGCUUUAUCCGAUGAACGGACUCAGCUCAUUUGGGUAUCUUCUCCCUCGAUGUUAGGGAUCGUGCAGGAACACUCGCCAAGACAACUUUUCCCCAAACCUGAUCCCUGACAGCACUAUGCAGACAAUCUGGGGUGGGGGUGCAGGUAGGCAGCAAUUGCCCAGGAGGGCCGCCUGCCAGGCCUCUUCUUCUGGCUCGCCUGAGGCUUCCUGAUGGCCACUGAAAGCUUCUGGAUCCUUCCAUGGACUUUCCAAGAGAAUUCUGCACAGCGUCUCCCAUGCUUGGACCUCUGCCUCUUUCCCUCAACACCUGUAGUGGGAGCUUGGAUGGGGCCAAGGGCAGGAAGCAUGUAUGAAGAAUGACUAUGGAGGACAGCAUCUCCCCCUUUUUAUCCUGGCCGUCACCUUCGGGUCAUCCUAAGGAAGAGGGGAGCAACUCAGGGAACCAAUCCAGAAUGACACAAGUAAUGGGAGAGAGAUAGAAGCCGCCCUCCCUUUG
Messenger RNA from Gracilinanus agilis (Agile Gracile Mouse Opossum), 4828 nucleotides. RefSeq names its product crumbs cell polarity complex component 2 (gene CRB2). The record is from RefSeq and is a predicted model, not a curated record. The transcript is spliced from 10 exons. Gene Ontology annotation, molecular function: calcium ion binding. The coding region runs from base 1 to 3873 and encodes 1290 amino acids. Gene Ontology annotation, cellular component: plasma membrane; protein-containing complex. Lineage: Eukaryota; Metazoa; Chordata; Mammalia; Didelphimorphia; Didelphidae. Gene Ontology annotation, biological process: establishment or maintenance of epithelial cell apical/basal polarity; heterophilic cell-cell adhesion.